AUGUUCCCGAGCCGUCCAUAUCAAGCUCAAUUAAUUGAAAAUGAGAUUAUACGUAAAAGGAAAUUUAAAGUUGAACCGAAAAAGAAGAAAUCCUCUCAUGGAAUCAAAGAGAAGGUUAAGAAAUAUUUGGUGAUAUUUCUAGAAUCUUCUUCUAUACAUGGCUUAAACCAUCUUGUCGUAACCGAUCGUCAUCCGUGUGAAGUUUUCAUUUGGCUAACAAUAGUGAUCCUAUCCGUAUUUGGGACGGUUUAUCUCUCUGGCACCACUUGGAUACGUUACCAGUCUUCUCCGACUGUGGUCUCUAUGGACCGGGAUAUGUUUGCGUGGAAUACGACCUUCCCCAGUGUCACUAUUUGUCCGGAUAAUAAUAAGAUCGAUCCCGAGAAGAUAAGCAAGUAUGUACAGAAUUCAAACGAAGACAAGGAGAAACUGGAAAUAUUUAUCAAGGCGCUGGCAAAUGCUACUUUUGAAAACUUCGACACUAUUCCGAAAUACGAUGGCAUUGUGCCCGAGAAAUAUCUAGAAGUGCUAGUGAAUUUGUCUUCUGAUUUUCAUCCCACUCUGAGUAUAGGUGCCUCAGGAGUUCAUCUUCAUAUUGUACCAACUAUAAUGGAGAUGGGAUUAUGUUACGCUAUCAAUUCGAAGGUUGCAGUUUAUAAUUCACCUGAAUAUAGAGCGAAAAACAGAUGGGACCUCGUUGGAUUGAAUAGUUCUACGUUUUUCGUUCAUCCAUUGGACGGCGAAGUUUUUGCCCAAGUUAUGAAUAUAUCCACGUCAUACAAGGCUUAUAUUCACGGACCAUUAGAAGUUCCAGAUAUUUCAACGAAACACCAGCACUCUGCUCCGAAUUUCUAUAUGAAACUUUAUGUAACCGCACUGACAGUUUACACGGCACCAGAAGCGGCUAAACUAAGCGUAGCUCAACGUCGCUGUCGGUUCCUUCACGAGAAUAUCCUGAAACACAAUUCUGUGUAUUCAUACACAAUGUGCCGUAUGGAGUGCAGAUUACUCCUGUGUCUUAGGUAUUGUGGGUGUAUACCGUACUUUUACAGGAAAAUUGGCGAUGAAAAAAUAUGUGACGUCAAUGGUAUGCAUUGUCUGGCCAAAUACAAAGAUCAGCUCUACAAACUAAGGGAGAAAAAUGGCAAGAAAAUUAAAUGUGAAUGUUUUCCAAUAUGCGACGAUGUGAAUUACAUAAUUCAAUCACAUGAUUUACAAGCAUGGUUCAUGGGCACUUAUUUUCAAUGGGGGAUUGUCACUUAUCCCAGAAUGAGAUAUCGUAGGGAUAUCAUCUUCGGAUUCACUGAUGUAUUAGUGGCUGUCGGUGGAAUGGCUGGUCUCUUUCUCGGUUGCAGUGUCCUUAGUUUCAUGGAGAUUGUCUACUUUCUAACUUUGCGUCUGUUUUGCUAUACACGAACUACCCGGAAUCGCUAA
Vanessa atalanta (red admiral) is the source of this 1434-nucleotide messenger RNA. It is a transcript of the gene ppk9, whose product is annotated as pickpocket protein 28-like. The coding region runs from base 1 to 1434 and encodes 477 amino acids. Gene Ontology annotation, biological process: sodium ion transmembrane transport. Gene Ontology annotation, molecular function: ligand-gated sodium channel activity. NCBI's taxonomy places the organism in Eukaryota, Metazoa, Arthropoda, Insecta, Lepidoptera, Nymphalidae. The record is from RefSeq and is a predicted model, not a curated record. Gene Ontology annotation, cellular component: membrane. The transcript has 10 exons.